Opisthorchis viverrini is the source of this 348-nucleotide messenger RNA. RefSeq lists its product as hypothetical. The transcript has 4 exons. The record is from RefSeq and is a predicted model, not a curated record. Lineage: Eukaryota; Metazoa; Platyhelminthes; Trematoda; Opisthorchiida; Opisthorchiidae. Bases 1 to 348 code for a protein of 115 amino acids.
AUGUUGGUGGUAUCCAUACUGCCCCUUGUCAAUGUUAAGAUAUUCCGUCGUAUUGUCUCGACGUUCCGAGCUGUAACACCCUUUCGGUGUCUAACUGCCAUUCUACCAGGAGAGAGCACGAGGGCUGGGAUACUGCCAGAUUGCCCAAGCCUAGACAGGGGGAGUCGAGAGGUAGAGGUCGGGUUCGAACCACUGACUUUCCGCACCGUUUCGGUGCCUAACUGCCAUGCCACCAGAAGGAAGCACGAUGGCUGGGAUACUGCCAGGUUGUUCAAGCCUAGGGGAGGGAAGUCGAGAGGCAGAGAUCGGGCUCGAACCAAGGACCCACCGACAACGAAGCGUGCGUAG